Plectropomus leopardus (leopard coralgrouper) is the source of this 1975-nucleotide messenger RNA. Its product is annotated as sorting nexin-4-like. Gene Ontology annotation, biological process: positive regulation of autophagosome assembly; protein transport. Gene Ontology annotation, molecular function: phosphatidylinositol-3-phosphate binding. NCBI's taxonomy places the organism in Eukaryota, Metazoa, Chordata, Actinopteri, Perciformes, Serranidae. The record is from RefSeq and is a predicted model, not a curated record. Gene Ontology annotation, cellular component: early endosome membrane; SNARE complex; plasma membrane.
AUGGCGGAGGAUGGGAGGGAAGAGUCGGUGGCUACUGACGAUGACUCAGAGCACACAGCUGCAGACGGGAGCAGCAGCCUCAACAACACGAUGGUGGAGGAGGGCUCAACUCUCCUGCGCAGGAUGGAGAUCUGCGUCGCUGAGGCUGAGAAGAGGAGCGGCAAAAACGCAGUGAACAUGCAGGAGACAUUCACCGUGUACCUCAUAGAAACACGGCCGAUGGAUGCAGUUGCUGAAGGUCGUAACCUGGCCCCCGACUCUCUGUGGAGGAGAUACAGCGAAUUUGAGCUGCUGAGGAACUAUCUGUUAGUUACCUACCCGUUCAUCGUGGUGCCCCCUCUGCCUGAGAAGAGGGCAGAGUUUGUGUGGCACAAGCUGUCUGCAGACAACAUGGACCCAGACUUUGUGGAGCGCCGCAGGGUCGGCCUGGAGAACUUCCUGCUCCGUGUGGCAUCACAUCCAGUCCUGUCCAAUGACAAGAUCCUCCACCACUUUCUCACUGAGGAACAUGGCUGGAAGGAGGUGGUGUAUGAGACAGGAUUUCAGGCAAAGGCAGAUUCCAGGCUGAGAGCUCUCAGCGCCACCUUCAGGGUGAGAAAUCCAGAUAAACGCUUCAUGGAGAUGAAACACUACAGCGAUGAGCUGCAGUCUCACACAUCUCAGCUGCUCCGAGCACGAGCAAGAGUUGCAGAUCGGCUCUACGGGGUUUACAAGGUCCACGGGAACUAUGGAAGAGUCUUCAGUGAGUGGAGUGCCAUAGAGAAAGAGAUGGGCGAUGGACUGCAGAGUGCCGGUCAUCAUAUGGAUGCAUACGCUGCCUCCAUAGACGAUAUCUUAGAGGAAGAGGAACAUUAUGCAGACCAACUGAAGGAAUAUCUCUUCUAUGCUGAAGCUCUGAGGGCGGUCUGCAGGAAGCAUGAGCUGACCCAGUUUGAGCUGGAGAUGGCGUCCCAGGACCUCAUCUCCAAGAAGCAGCAGCGUGAGGAGCUGGCUACAGGGAUCGUGCGGACGUUCUCCUUCAAAGGCAUGACCAACAAGCUUUUUGGCCAAGAGGCGCCUGAGCAGAGGGAGGCCAGGCUGAAGCUGCUGGAGGAGCUGAUCACAGAGGGAGAGGAGACGGUCAAGGAGAAAACAGUGGAGUGCGAAGAGCAUGUGGAGAGGGCGUGGGUGGACAUGCAGCGCUUUAAGGAGCAGAAAGACAAAGAUCUGCGGGAAGCGCUCAUCAACUACGCUGUCAUGCAGAUCAGCAUGUGUAAAAAGGGAAUACAGAUGUGGAGCAAUGCCAAAGAAUGUUUCCUCAAGAUGUGAAGAUGAAGCCAUAUUCACAGGAGAAAGAUGCUGAUGUCCUCUGGAUGGAGGAACAGUACAGGAACAACUUUAUGUAAAAAGAUAACAAGUAUUUACACAAAACCCAUUCAUAUAAAUUUCACUUUGAGUGGUGAUUUACCUUCACUGUUAACCCUUUGUGGAGUGAGAAGGCUGAGGGAGGUGGUGGAUCAUGCAGAGCACACGACUGGGACUCUGGAGGGUCGUCAAUAUUUAGCUGAGACCAUGUUCUCUCACCUUUAAGAGGCACUUUUUACAUGCUAACGUCAAGAUCCCUUUUUACUCAUUUGUCAAUAUUUAUGACAUAUGGUCAUAAAUCCAGAGAACAUAAGUAAAGCAUCAGGUCCAAUAAAGAGCAGCAUUAGAGGCUGUCUGCCGCCAGAGUUCAAUUUGAUCGACGUGGAGCUGAUUUCAGUUGCUGAAGCUAUUAACCCUUUGAAACCUGGGGAAUUUUUUUUCUGCUUCAUCCAGGCGCUUUUCACAAGCUGUCUAACCUUUUGAAACCGACGCAAAUUGAUAUGAUUUCUUUUGAAAAAAUGGGGGGGAAUCAAGAAAUAAAUAAAAGGUGACAAGAAAAUGACCUAAAAGAAUGUUUUAAAAAGGGCAGGAUUACUAGAAAAUAAAAACCUAGGUAAAGAAUAUCCAGAAC